Molecule: messenger RNA, 1555 nt
Organism: Triticum aestivum (bread wheat)
Lineage: Eukaryota; Viridiplantae; Streptophyta; Magnoliopsida; Poales; Poaceae
Product: mediator of RNA polymerase II transcription subunit 19a
Exons: 7
Coding region: 258-977 (239 amino acids)
Biological process (GO): positive regulation of transcription by RNA polymerase II
Cellular component (GO): mediator complex
Molecular function (GO): transcription factor binding; transcription coregulator activity
Source: RefSeq, a predicted model, not a curated record
CUAGAAUUUUCCCAUCAGUCCUCUCCCCAUAGUUUUCCUUCCUCUUCUGACUUAUCUCACAUGCUCUGACCUCAGCUCCAAUCUGAGACCCUAGUCCAUAGAGCCGUCGCCGUGCCGUAGCUGAUAGCAUCACCGGCCGACGCCUCCCACCCGCUCCCAACCCUCCCGCCUCUCACGCGCGCCGCCCCCGUCGCCGUCCCCGCUGUAUCCGCUCCGUCCGCAGUCGACGAGCUUUGAGGUGGACAUGCAUUUUGCAAAUGUCAGGCUCUAAUCAGAUGGCUUCAGAUGGUAAAUUUGGAAAAGGUCCUCGGGAGCUCACUGGGGCUGUUGAUUUAAUUAGCCGCUACAGGCUGCUGAACCAUCACAGUUUCUUUUGUAAGAAACCAUUGCCACUGGCUAUCUCAGAUACACAUUAUCUUCAGAAUGUUGUGGGUGACACUGAAAUCCGUAAAGGAGAAGGGAUGGAGAUAGAUCAACUCAUUCAGAGUCCAGACCUGAGGGAGAAGAAGACUGCUUAUAUUAAACCCUUUGACAUGGAAACACUAGGACACGCAUUUCAGUUGCGAGAAACAGCGCCAGUAGAUCUGCCUUCGGCUGAAAAAGGUACUCCGACUAUAUCGGGAAAUUCAAAGGUUAAGUCCAGGGACAAAGUCAAGAAGCAUAAAAAGCACAAGGCGAAAGACAAGGACAAGGAACAGAAGAAGCACAAACAUCGCCAUAAGGAUCGAAGUAAAGACAAAGACAAAGACAAAGAGAAAGAGAAGGAGAAAGAGAAAGAGAAAGAGAAAGAGAAAGAGAAAGAGAAAGAGAAGGAGAAAGACAAAGACAAAGAAAAGAAAAAAGAGAAGAGUGUGCAUCAUGAUUUGGGAGGUGAUAAUUCCAAAAAACAUCAUGAGAAGAAGAGGAAACAUGAAGGAAUGGAAAAUUUGGCGGCUGGACGUAACCACAAAAAAACACAAAAGCGCAAAGUUCAAUGAAACGGGCAAUGGACUUUGUUUGGCAUAGGAUGUGACAAAUUCGUUUCCGUGUUAGUUCUCGUAAUAUGACUCCAUGUUUUAUGCUGUUAAUGGGCGGCUCUGAAGGUUUUCUUGUCAAUACCACUUCCGAUGGAGUGCAGUUACCACAGAUGGAAUUUCCUUUUAUCAAGAUGCCCCGGUUACAAGGGACGUGGCUAAUCAAAUCACGAUACGCUGUAAAUCAAUUCUGGGGGAACUUGAACUUGUCAUAUGGAAUUAUUUGAAUUUUUGUGUUAGUUUUGCGCCCAUUAGCAAUUCUUUAGUGUUGCCCCCUCCUAUAUGCCCUAUCCUGUAAUCAGACGGAAGAAAAGGGCUUACUGUCAAGCCGCAUGAUGAUGUGACCGUGUACAACAGGAGACGUCACGUGUAGAACAGAAAAAUUAGCCGUACACAUUCCAUGAUCCAGCAAAUUCAAUGGUGGUGAUGAACCUUAAGAAACCUGAGUAGUAUGUUCUGUGUACCAAUCAUGUUUUUUUAAUCAAACAAUCCUAGUUUAUUGCUCAAUUAAACAAGCUACGUCAGAUUGGCCCCUUCUUAAA